AUGGUUUUUAGAAGCUGGGAUGAUGGUAGUCGGAAGUGGAAAAUCGGGUGGCAGUCCAUUGAAUCUGAGUGCGACGUUUAUAGCAAGUGUGGUCCAUUUGGAAUUUGUAACCUAAAGGAUUCACCAAUCUGUAGUUGCUUGAAGGGUUUUGUGCCAACCAGCGUAGAUGAAUGGGCUAAAGGCAAUUGGAGUAGUGGUUGUGCACGAAAAAAGCCAUUGAACUGCAACAUUACCCAAGGCAUAGAAGAUGGAUUUUUGAGGUUAUUCCAAGUUAAAGUGCCAGACUAUGCACAUUUCUUGUCGGAUGACCAGGACCAAUGUAGAAGGAAGUGCUUGAGAAAUUGUUCCUGUGUAGCUUAUGCAUAUCCAAAAGGAAUUGGCUGCAUGAUAUGGAAUGGAAGCCUCCUUGACUUGCAGCAAUUAUCUGGCGAUGGCGUUGAGGUUUUCAUUCGUUUGGAUCAUUCAGAGUUAACAGAUCACGAGUUUAAUUGA
Molecule: messenger RNA, 492 nt
Organism: Beta vulgaris subsp. vulgaris (sugar beet)
Lineage: Eukaryota; Viridiplantae; Streptophyta; Magnoliopsida; Caryophyllales; Amaranthaceae
Product: G-type lectin S-receptor-like serine/threonine-protein kinase At1g11300
Exons: 1
Coding region: 1-492 (163 amino acids)
Biological process (GO): recognition of pollen
Source: RefSeq, a predicted model, not a curated record